Molecule: messenger RNA, 645 nt
Organism: Lottia gigantea (owl limpet)
Lineage: Eukaryota; Metazoa; Mollusca; Gastropoda; Lottiidae
Exons: 1
Coding region: 1-645 (214 amino acids)
Biological process (GO): DNA topological change
Molecular function (GO): ATP binding; DNA binding; DNA topoisomerase activity
Source: RefSeq, a predicted model, not a curated record
AUGUCGAAUAUAGAGGAUCGUGAGGAUUGUUCAUCAGUAACGUUACUAACGGGAAGUAACGGGAAGGGUGUCCGGGCCAUGUCGAAUAUAGAGGAUCGUGAGGAUUGUUCAUCAGUAACGUUACUAACGGGAAGUAACGGGAAGGGUGUCCGGGCCAUGUCGAAUAUAGAGGAUCGUGAGGAUUGUUUAUCAGUAACGUUACUAACGGGAAGUAACGGGAAGGGUGUCCGGGCCAUGUCGAAUAUAGAGGAUCGUGAGGAUUGUUCAUCAGUAACGUUACUAACGGGAAGUAACGGGAAGGGUGUCCGGGCCAUGUCGAAUAUAGAGGAUCGUGAGGAUUGUUCAUCCAUGUCGAAUAUAGAGGAUCGUGAGGAUUGUUCAUCAGUAACGUUACUAACGGGAAGUAACGGGAAGGGUGUCCGGGCCAUGUCGAAUAUAGAGGAUCGUGAGGAUUGUUCAUCAGUAACGUUACUAACGGGAAGUAACGGGAAGGGUGUCCGGGCCAUGUCGAAUAUAGAGGAUCGUAAGGAUUGUUCAUCAGUAACGUUACUGACGGGAAGUAACGGGAAGUGGGGCCGGGCCAUGUCUCACCCACCAGAAAAGAGGCUGGCCAAAUUUUGCCUCCCCUACUUUCAAAAUUAUUAA